CAGUGCCACCCUCCUCCCUCCACAUCACACCACCAGCCACCACUACUCAUGCCUCGCUCAUCACCUUUCGGCCGCUGCAAUUUGCUUCUCUCGGUAUCUCUGAUUCAUCCAGCACUUGCGGAGUUCUUCGACUGUGCGAGGAAUAACAACCACGCUCGUAUCUGCAUUAAAAGUCGACAGAAAAGACUAAAGAUGUCUAAUCCAAAAGUUGUUGUCGUUGGAUCGUGUAUGACUGAUCUUGUAAGCUAUACCCCAAGGCUUCCCAAACCGGGUGAGACCAUCCAUGGACAUCAGUUCAGUGUUGGAUUUGGUGGCAAAGGGGCUAACCAGUGUAUUGCUGCAAGGAGACUUGGUGCAUCGACAGCCAUGGUGGCAAUGGUGGGUGACGACUCCUUCGGCCAAAACUACUUGCAGAAUUUCAAAGACAAUGGAGUUGAUAUAACUCAUGUUGGAGUGACAAAAGAGGCAGCAACAGGAGUAGCACCCAUUGCUGUGGAUGAUUCAGGUGAAAAUUGUAUAAUCAUAGUAGCUGGUGCAAAUUUGAAGAUGACCAAGAAGGAAGUCGAGGCAGCAGAGAGCAUGGUAAAAAGUUCGUCUGUGUUAGUUUGUCAGGGUGAAAUUACCAUGGAAGCUACUUUGGCAGCACUGGUUAUGGCUCGAAAGCACCAGGUCAAAACAUUGAUGAAUGCAGCACCAGCUGAUUCAAGCUUGGAUCCCAGCAUUAUACAGAAUUCAGAUGUUUUCUGUGUUAAUGAAACUGAGGCUGAAGUGCUCACGAGCAUCUGCAUAAAGAACGUAAAAGAUGCUGAGAGAGCAGCAGAAGAGCUCUUAUCUCGAGGAUGUGGCAGUGUCAUCAUUACACUGGGUGGAGAAGGAGCUCUCUAUUCUACUAGCAAUGGUCAUGUACAUGUGUCAGCUGAGAAAGUCACUCCUGUAGAUACCACUGGUGCUGGAGAUGCUUUCGUUGGUGCCCUAGCCUAUUUUAUGGCCUGUUACCCACAACUAGACAUGGUAGAAAUGAUACGAAGGUCUUGCAAAGUGGCCACUGUGUCAGUACAGGCUCCUGGAACACAGAGCAGCUACCCUGCCAGGGAUAAACUACCUAAAGAAAUCUUUGUUUAGUCUUCAAAUGUUGUUAUGUAUUGUUAUGUAUUUUUUAUUAUGAGAUUGAAUAUGCAUAUGUUAUGUGUGUAUGGGGAAAAGUAUGUGGUGUAUGCAAAAUGGAUAUGUUUAGCUUCAUAACAGAUAUCCAGAAAGAAUGUAAUGUCUUGCAGGCCUCAAAUAAUGUGUUGAAAUUUACAGCCUCUCCAUUCCAGCAUGAUUACAAUUUGCCAACAGUGUAGAAACACACAUGAUGGUGUAAAUAAUUCAAUUGGCUCACAUCCUUUCAGUCAUAUUCAAAACCUAAAUUAAUGCAGUGUUAGAACCAGGGAGCACAAAUUCUUUUAGAUUAAUAUUGGAUAUGCAUAGGAAAACCCAUAUAAGAAACCAAGUUAAAAUUUUAGUUAUCUUUUCUUUAUAUUACUUUUUUUUCAUAGAUACUGAUACAAUUUCUUUUAUUUUCUCUUUUAUACAUGUGAUAAAAAGUGCUAGAGAUAGAAUCAUCAUUUAUAUUGUAUUCCAUCUCAGGGUUGAUUCCAGAUAUGAUAUUCUGUAUUUUUGGGCAAUAAAUUUAACUUUUUUGAAAA
Penaeus monodon (black tiger shrimp) is the source of this 1688-nucleotide messenger RNA. Its product is annotated as ribokinase-like. NCBI's taxonomy places the organism in Eukaryota, Metazoa, Arthropoda, Malacostraca, Decapoda, Penaeidae. Gene Ontology annotation, biological process: D-ribose metabolic process. Gene Ontology annotation, molecular function: ribokinase activity. The transcript has 8 exons. The record is from RefSeq and is a predicted model, not a curated record. The coding region runs from base 49 to 1122 and encodes 357 amino acids.